Messenger RNA from Lycium ferocissimum, 780 nucleotides. RefSeq lists its product as uncharacterized. The transcript has a single exon. The record is from RefSeq and is a predicted model, not a curated record. Lineage: Eukaryota; Viridiplantae; Streptophyta; Magnoliopsida; Solanales; Solanaceae. The coding region runs from base 1 to 780 and encodes 259 amino acids.
AUGCAGACGUCAAAAACUCAUAUUGAACCCAUCCCCAUCAAACUUGUGGAGAUAAGAGAUGGAAAGGCAGUGGUGAGAUGGACAGAAGAGGAAGUUUCACGUAUGAACUUGAUAGAAGAACUCAACUAUGCUGUAGUAGGGAAGUUUUCUCAUGGUUGGCUUGAUUUGGAAGAACUUCGUAUGGUGAUGGCCAAGCAAUAUGGGAUCAAGGGAGAUUGUAGAAUAGGUCUAUUACGACAUAGACAUAUACUGAUGUGUUUUGAAUUGCUGGAAGAUUUUAUUACAAUGACAUCUAAGGGUGUUCAUUAUAUCAAUUCAAAAGAUGGAUAUUAUUAUCCUAUGAGACCACUGAUUUAUGAUCCUAAGUUUAGAAUUGACGAGGAGACAACAAUGGCUAUGGCAUGGAUCUCUUUCCCUCAUCUCUUACCUACCUUUUUUAUCAAGGAAGCUUUGUUUUCAUUGGCCUCAGCAGUUGGUAAGCCUUUACAAUUAGAUUUGGCCACAAUAAACAAAACCAGGCCUAGUUGUGCCAGGGUCAAGGUAUUAGUUGAUUUGGUAGCAGAUCUGCCUGAUUCUGUUAGUAUGGAGAUUAUUGAUGAAAAGUCUGGUGAAGUAAGAUUUGUUGAUGUGAUUAUUCAAUAUGAUGUUCUUCCCAAAUAUUGUAAGAAGUGUAAAUUACAAGGCCACAAUGAAGAGACUUGUAGAACUCUUCAUCCAGAAUUAAGGAAGAAAUUUGAAGAGUUGGAUGGUCAAGAUAAAGGCAAAGAAGUAGAUCAAUGA